AUGGCCUUCACGUUCGCUGCCUUCUGCUACAUGCUGUCGCUGGUGCUGUGCGCUGCCCUCAUCUUCUUCGCUAUCUGGCAUAUAAUCGCAUUUGAUGAAUUAAAGACAGACUUCAAGAGCCCUAUAGACCAGUGUAACCCAGCACAUGCGAGAGAGCGGCUGAGAAAUAUUGAACGAAUCUGCUUUCUUCUGAGAAAGCUAGUAUUGCCAGAAUAUUCCAUCCAUAGCCUUUUCUGUAUAAUGUUUCUUUGUGCUCAAGAAUGGCUGACCCUUGGUUUGAACAUUCCUCUGCUUUUCUACCAUUUCUGGAGGUACUUCCAUUGUCCAGCAGACAGUACAGAGCUAGCGUAUGACCCACCUGCAGUAAUGAAUGCAGAUACCCUGAGUUACUGUCAAAGAGAGGCCUGGUGUAAACUAGCGUUCUAUCUUCUUUCAUUCUUCUACUAUCUUUACUGCAUGAUCUACGCUUUAGUGACUUCCUAA
Messenger RNA from Elgaria multicarinata webbii, 483 nucleotides. It is a transcript of the gene CNIH3, whose product is annotated as cornichon family AMPA receptor auxiliary protein 3. The transcript has 6 exons. Gene Ontology annotation, biological process: endoplasmic reticulum to Golgi vesicle-mediated transport; regulation of AMPA receptor activity. Gene Ontology annotation, cellular component: COPII-coated ER to Golgi transport vesicle; dendrite; endoplasmic reticulum membrane. Lineage: Eukaryota; Metazoa; Chordata; Lepidosauria; Squamata; Anguidae. Bases 1 to 483 code for a protein of 160 amino acids. The record is from RefSeq and is a predicted model, not a curated record.